Messenger RNA from Poecilia latipinna (sailfin molly), 2584 nucleotides. RefSeq names its product RNA guanylyltransferase and 5'-phosphatase (gene rngtt). Gene Ontology annotation, molecular function: mRNA 5'-triphosphate monophosphatase activity; mRNA guanylyltransferase activity; ATP binding. Bases 366 to 2174 code for a protein of 602 amino acids. Gene Ontology annotation, biological process: 7-methylguanosine mRNA capping; protein dephosphorylation. The record is from RefSeq and is a predicted model, not a curated record. NCBI's taxonomy places the organism in Eukaryota, Metazoa, Chordata, Actinopteri, Cyprinodontiformes, Poeciliidae. The transcript is spliced from 16 exons.
AAUCGCAGAUAUUACUAAGAAGAAGGAGCUUGGCUCUGUAAUUUAGCACAAGCUAACCCAGUGAAGUAAUGCUUGCCUUUUUCUUACCAUGUGGAUUUAAAAAGAAAGAAAACACCUUGGAAAGAGAGAAGUAAUUUUCGGGUGGUGCACUGCAUUGACUCUUCACAGCCCAUGUUGUGUUUAAAUUCGUUCCCGCCCGUCGGAAUGCUGCCCGGGCUUAAACUUGUUGGCUGAUCCCUUUGAAUUAGCAGCUACUGGGCCUUGAAGCCGCGGUGCUCGAGUGUAGUCUUAAUCCGGGAUCAGAGGUCUGUGACCGACGGAUACUUAUUUAAGGUUUUGCAGAUUUUUACAAGUCUAUUCUUAACAUGUCGCACACUGGACCCCCUCCUCGAUGGCGUAACUGUCCCAGGAGAGGGCAGCCUCUGGCAGGUAAAUUCCUGCCUAUGAAAACGAUGUUGGGUCCUAGGUAUGAUGACCAAGUCGCAGAGGAGAACAGAUUUCAUCCGAGCAUGUUGUCCAACUAUUUAAAAAGUCUCAAAGUGAAAAUGGGUUUGCUCGUAGAUUUGACGAACACUACUCGCUUUUAUGACCGCAACGAUAUUGAGAAAGAAGGAAUUAAGUAUCUGAAGCUCCAGUGCAAAGGCCACGGGGAAUGCCCUUCUAAAGAGACAACUGCAGUGUUCAUCAGGCUCUGUGAGGACUUCAUAGAGAAGAACCCCACAGAACUGAUCGGAGUGCACUGCACGCAUGGCUUCAAUCGGACGGGCUUUCUGAUAUGUGCGUACCUGGUGGAGAAGAUGGACUGGAGCAUCGAGGCAGCUGUGGCUGCUUUCGCCCAGGCUCGGGCUCCUGGGAUCUAUAAGGGAGACUACCUCAAAGAGCUUUUCUGUCGCUAUGGUGAGGAAGAGGACACGCCCCCAGCUCCCGCUCUGCCCGAGUGGUGCUUCGACGACGACGACGGCGAUGUGGACGACGACGGCAACGCGGUGGGCCAGGAGUCGGGCCCCAGCUCCUCAGGGUCGGCGGCGCCGGGCAAGAGGAAGAAGGAGAAACUAAAACUGGGUGCAGUGUUUCUCGAAGGGAUCUCAGUGAAAGGGGUCACACAGGUCACGACCCAACCCAAGUUGGGCGAGAUCCAAAGAAUGUGUCAGGAGAUGGCCGAGUGGGACAGGUCUGGAUUUCCGGGUGCGCAGCCUGUGUCCAUGGACCGACAAAAUCUUCGUUUUCUAGAGCAGAAUCCUUACAAAGUCAGCUGGAAAGCUGAUGGCACACGGUACAUGAUGCUGAUCAACGGAAAAAAUGAAGUUUUCAUGAUCGACAGGGACAACUCAGUCUUCCACAUAGCAAACCUCGAGUUCCCGUUCCGGAAGGAUCUACGCGUUCAUUUAUCCAAAACUCUACUGGAUGGGGAGAUGAUCAUCGACAAGGUGAAUGGUCAGCCAGUUCCUCGCUACUUGAUAUAUGACAUCAUCAAAUUCAAUGGACAACCCGUUGGCCAGUGUGAUUUCAAUAUUCGACUCCUGUGCAUAGAAAAGGAAAUAAUUUCUCCACGUCAGGAAAAAAUGAAGCUCGGACAGAUCGACAAAGCCAAGGAGCCUUUCAGCGUCCGGAACAAGCCCUUCUUCGACAUCCAUGCGUCGCGCAAGCUCCUCGAAGGCAGCUUCACUUCCCAAGUCAGCCAUGAAGUCGAUGGACUGAUCUUCCAGCCGUGUGGGAGGUACAAAGCUGGGAGAUGUGACGACAUCCUCAAGUGGAAGCCCCCCAACCUCAACUCUGUGGACUUUCGCCUCAAGAUCACCAAAGUCGGAGGAGAGGGGCUGUUACCACAGACCGUCGGCUUGCUCUACGUUGGAAACUACGAUAGACCCUUUGCAACGAUGAGGGCAACCAAAGAGCUGAAACAGUACGACAGCAAGAUCAUCGAGUGCACCUUCGCUAACAACAGCUGGGUGUUUAUGAGGCAGAGGGUGGACAAAAGCUUCCCCAACUCCUAUGACACAGCCAUGGCUGUCUGUAAAAGCAUCAAGGAACCCGUCACGAAGGAAAUCCUUUUCGAGUAUCUGGACCGCUGCGCCCAGGGAGUCAACGCACAGAGCCGGAAACGCCCGUCUGACCCGGACUCUGAGCUAAUGCCCCCUCCCCCUCCGAAAAGACCCAAUUGGGCCGCGCCGUAACCCCUCCAAACUGAGCCCCUCUGGACUCCCAACCAUACCCACAGUCACAGCGAACAUCCUCAUCAGCAUCCAGACCCUCUACAGGAAACAUUUCAAGCCCGUCUGCUGCGUCGCGUUUUCGCUUGUACAUGUUUGGACCUCAGAGAAGUGACUGCCUCAAUGUGAUUCAUCCAUUUACCUUGUAGAAAUCUUUGUAGCUUGAAUUGCUUGUGUUCUUAUUAAAACACUGAACAUGAUUCUUAGAUUAUUUUUUUGACUGUUUUCCUAUUUAUUUUAUUUUUUUUUUAAUUCUGAGCUAAACAGUCAAGAAAGGACUUUGUUAUGGAUAACACCUGAUGAGCAUUGUUUACUUUGUGUCCACCAUUUCCUUGUUUUAAUUUAAAAGAGGAGUAAACAUAAUCAAAGCUCAA